UAGAACUUCUUUUUGAUUUAAUAAUGACAAGAAGAAAAUUAUCAGACGUUAUCAACUUCGUCUAUUCAAAGUUUGCCCAAAAUUCAGAAAAUAAAGAUUAUUUUACAAGUAGAGCUAUUUUAAUACCAACAAACAAUAAUGUUGAUAAGAUUACUGACAUAAUGAUAAAUUGGUCUCCUGGCAAAGUUAAAGUAUAUCUCAGUGCUAACUCUGUAAAUUUAACUGAUGACAGUAAUACAGAACAGUCUCAGUUAUAUUCUCCUGAAUUUUUAAGAUCUCUAAAUAUUUCCAGUAUUCCUCCUGAUGAAUUAAAAUUAAAAAUUGAAACUCUAAUCAUAUUUUUAUGA
Molecule: messenger RNA, 347 nt
Organism: Scutellospora calospora
Lineage: Eukaryota; Fungi; Glomeromycota; Glomeromycetes; Diversisporales; Gigasporaceae
Source: the annotation of a GenBank genome assembly